AUGAAUGCAUCAAGUGUGGCCAUGGUUCUGAAAAUCGGAGCGGACCGGCCGGUUCAACUAGAAAAAUCGGAAACCGGUGACCUAACCGGUCCGGCGUUCAUAGCCACCCACAGCCAUCAAGGCCACCAAGGCCACCAUAGCCGAGCCCGCGACCACCACCGGCCGAGCCCGCCUCCUCGUCGCCACCCACAACCAUCGACAGCAACAGCGACCACCACCGGCCGAGCCCGCCUCCUCGUCGCCACCCACAACCAUCGACAGCAACAGCGACCACCACCGGCCGAGCCCGCCUCCUCGUCGCCACCCACAACCAUUGAUGCUUCUAAUAUGAUAAAAACUGCCGAUACCUUGUUUAAAUUGUUUGCUGAGGUUAUUGAGUGGGUUGGGUCUAGUAAUAUUGUGCAUGUGGUUACUGAUAAUGCUACAAAUUAUGUAUCUGCUGGAAAACUCAUUCAUGAAAAGUAUCCAAAUAUUUUUUGGUCUCCUUGUGCUGCUCAUUGCAUCAAUCUUAUCUUGAAAGACAUAGCAAGUCUUCCUCAUAUAGAUGACCUUGCCUCUCGUGCUUCAAAAGUGACUGUCUUUGUUUACAAUCAUAUGAUUUUCUUGUCAUGGCUUAGAAAAAGAAAAGAGUGGAAAGAAAUUGUUCGACCAGGAGUAACACGUUUUGCUACUAUUUUCAUUACUUUGAAAAGUAUAUAUGAUCAUAAAGAAGACUUGCAAUCAUUGGUGAUUGACAAAUAUUUCACUUCUCAUAAAUUAUCCAAGAGUGUCAAUGGGAAGAUGGUUAGUUCAAUUAUCUUGGAUAGUAAGUUUUGGGAGGAUUGUUUUACUACUGUUAUGCUUGUUGGUCCUCUAAUUAAAUUAUUGAGGCUUGUUAAUGCUGAUGAGAAACCUUCUCUGGGUAUCAUAUAUGUGCUUGUUGAUGCUGAUGAGAAACCUUCUCUGGGUAUCGUGUAUGCGGGCAUGCAAAGAGCCAAAAUUAAUAUCAAGACAAUGUUUAGAAAUAGGAAAUCUGCAUACACACCUUAUACAAGUAUCUUGAAAAUGCGGUGGGAUAAGCAUUUGAAGCGUGACCUCCAUGCAGCAGCAUACUUUUUGAAUCCAGAUUACUUCUAUAGUGAGGGGUUUGUUGAGAAGGCAAAUAUCUUGAGGUCUUUGCUUGAUUUAUUUGAUAUUGAAACUCUUUGCGAUGACUUGGUUGCCGCAAUGCAAGAGAUACAGUUGUAUCGAGAUCGAAAAGGAAGUUUUGGAAGGGAAAGUGCAUUGAAAGCAAUUAAGAGACUUGAACCUGGUGAAUGGUGGAGGCUACAUGGUGGGAGUGCUCCUAACUUGCAAAAAAUGGCAAUUCGUCUUCUUCUUCAUCCGGCUGCGAGAGGAACUGGAGCCUCUUUGAACAAAUCCAUUCAAAGAGAAGGAACUAAUUAG
Arachis duranensis is the source of this 1425-nucleotide messenger RNA. RefSeq lists its product as uncharacterized. The transcript has 3 exons. The record is from RefSeq and is a predicted model, not a curated record. Gene Ontology annotation, molecular function: protein dimerization activity. The coding region runs from base 1 to 1425 and encodes 474 amino acids. Lineage: Eukaryota; Viridiplantae; Streptophyta; Magnoliopsida; Fabales; Fabaceae.